CGGACGGCUCCGGCCUCACGCACAUUACUGCCCAUUUCAGCACCGUGGACAGUGCUCUUUUCCACCAUCCGUAAGGCUCAGUAUCUCGAUUCGAUACGUAACAAACUGUUACGUUUGUUAUGCUAAAAGCUUAAGGUCAGCUGACGCUUGCAGUGGUCAGGCAUUACCCCCCACCCCUGCAUCUACCACUUCUCGACUAACAAACGGGAUCAAACAGCAAGUUGCUUUAUUUUCAAAGUUUCCUUGCACUGUGACCGACGCAUAGCGACCAGGGAGACAAGCUACAUUAGCUCUUAGUACGUUUUGAACGUCAACCGCGUUAUUUUGUGUAAUUCUCAAAGGAUAAAGCAAUAAAGGACCAUGAGGUUUUGUUUUUAUUUUUUUCUAAUAAUCACUUAUCAUUAAAACUUAACAGUACCCUAUUGGUUUCCCUUCGUCGGUAGACUCUGUCUCAGACUCCCAUUGAUUUUAUGUUCAUCUGAGCUGAAACGCCUCACCGCUAAGAAUGUUGCUUGAGCAUCCUGGAUCGAGUUGUCAAAAUUCUGGGAAUUUCUCCCGAUACAGCGCAGGUCAAGAGAUUCCUGUAUGCGCGGGUUGUAAUCAACACAUCGUGGACCGGUUCAUCCUCAAAGUGCUGGACCGCCAUUGGCACAGCAAAUGUCUGAAAUGCAGCGACUGCCAAUCCCAACUAGCGGAGAAGUGUUUCAGCCGGGGAGAUAGCGUUUACUGCAAAGAAGACUUUUUUAAGAGAUUUGGGACCAAAUGCGCCGCGUGUCAGCAAGGUAUUCCGCCGACGCAGGUGGUGAGGAGGGCCCAGGAUUUCGUCUACCACCUGCACUGCUUCGCGUGCAUAGUGUGCAAGAGGCAGCUCGCGACAGGUGACGAGUACUACCUGAUGGAAGAUAGUAGGCUCGUGUGCAAGGCUGACUACGAGACCGCCAAACAGAGAGAGGCAGACUCAACCGCGAAAAGACCAAGAACAACCAUCACUGCAAAACAGCUCGAGACACUAAAGAACGCUUACAACAAUUCUCCCAAACCCGCCCGCCACGUACGGGAACAGCUAUCGUCAGAAACCGGACUUGAUAUGCGGGUUGUUCAGGUCUGGUUUCAGAACAGGCGAGCAAAAGAGAAGAGGUUGAAGAAGGAUGCCGGCAGACAGAGGUGGGGUCAAUACUUCCGCAACAUGAAGAGGUCGCGAGGCAGCUCAAAAUCUGACAAGGACAGCAUCCAAGAGGAGGGCAUGGAUAGUGACGCUGAAGUCUCCUUUACAGAUGAGCCACCCAUGUCAGAGCUCAGCCACUCCAACGGCAUUUACAGUGGCCUGAGUGAGUCGUCCCCAGCCAUGGGCGGCCGCCAGGGUGGUAGCCACGGCUCCUUUUCCUUGGAGCAUGGAGUCCUCCCUUCCCAGGACCAGUACCACGACAUUCGCUCCAGCAGCCCCUACGGCUUACCCCAGUCCCCAGGUUCCCUCCAGGCCGUGCCCAGGCACCAACCUCUCAUCUCCAGUCUGGUCUACCCUGACUCCGGCCUGUCUAUCAUGACCCCUGGUGGGGCCCCCGGGCUGAAUCCCGCCAUUAGAGGAGUGUUGGGGGGUGCUAACGGUCCCAACUCGGAUCUCUCCACUGGUAGCAGUGGGGGCUAUCCAGACUUCCCAGCAAGUCCAGCUUCCUGGUUGGAUGAAGUGGACCAUGGCCAGUUUUGACGAGGUGCGUUAAUUGGUCAGUGUGGAUUAGGGUCUCAAAUCGUUUUUUUUCUGGAUUUACCUGGCGGGUGUCACAAACUGGAAAAAUUAGUCACAGCCUGAAUUUGGACGGUUGCUGUCCUUCACCUGUCUUGGAUUGUUAUCUCUCCAUUAACAAACUUUCCGUCUAUUUCCCCUGAGCGGACUGUCUCGAAGAGCACCUGGAACUCACACUCCCUUCACCACAGAAAACUAGAAUGGUGAAAUUGAGUGCUGGCUUGUUAAGAAUGACAAUGAAGCUAAUGAUGGAUUGUUUAUAUGUCUCUCCAAAACAUCAGGAGUAUUUCUGAAAGAAAGGUUACUCACGUUGACAAUUUGUACUUUUAAUUGUCAAAAAAGACAGACUCCUCCAUCUCUCUGUCUUAAGUCCUCAAAGCACUCUUCCAGCAGUCUACCACCAUGAUUUGUACAGCAACUGUGGACCAACAUGCUUUUGAUCCCUAUGGUGUCAUCAAUAUUUCCCCAGAAGAGGCUUACAGAUACACACUAUUUCUAGCUGUGAGAUUGUUGUAACAAUAUAACAUUCAGACUUUUGCCCAAUUGGAUUUUGAUAGUCUCUUCCCCGAAUCCUUUUCACUUACACCUCUCUAUUUUGUAAAAACGUGGACAGAUGCAGGUUUCGUUCAAGUCUUUAUGUGUCUGGUUGUUGCCAAAUGUCUAUACAUUACUGUUCAUCAUUAUGGAGACUUUAUUUUUAUACAACUCCUUCAACAACAUGAAUACUUUGUACAUUGACAGCUUGGGAAUGUACAAAGUACACAAAGUACUUGGACUUUGUUCAUUGAAGGCCAGGGAUCUAGACAAGUUGUAGAUGUCACCUCCCACCAAUAACUAGGGUCCAGUUACUUCUAUGCAUUUGUGUGUUCUUAGAUGGAUCUUGUUUGUCUCUAUUGUCUCUAUCUUGUUCAUCUCUAUAAAAACUACCUGGGCAUGCUGAAACCCAGGCUGGUGUAUGUGUUUGUUUAUGUGGAAGAUGUUUUAUGUCUUAUUUAUUCUCAAUGAUGAUAAUGAUUAAGUGAUACAGGUCUUUAAUAAAUUUGUCAGCUAAAUCCAAACUAA
Messenger RNA from Esox lucius (northern pike), 2803 nucleotides. RefSeq names its product LIM homeobox 3 (gene lhx3). Gene Ontology annotation, cellular component: nucleus. Gene Ontology annotation, biological process: neuron differentiation; regulation of transcription by RNA polymerase II. The transcript has 6 exons. NCBI's taxonomy places the organism in Eukaryota, Metazoa, Chordata, Actinopteri, Esociformes, Esocidae. The record is from RefSeq and is a predicted model, not a curated record. The coding region runs from base 506 to 1705 and encodes 399 amino acids. Gene Ontology annotation, molecular function: RNA polymerase II transcription regulatory region sequence-specific DNA binding; DNA-binding transcription factor activity, RNA polymerase II-specific.